This is a messenger RNA of Meloidogyne enterolobii, 4510 nucleotides long. Lineage: Eukaryota; Metazoa; Nematoda; Chromadorea; Rhabditida; Meloidogynidae. The record is from the annotation of a GenBank genome assembly.
GAUUUUGAGUUUUCUCCUCAACGUGAAAAUGGCUUCCUCUUACAUGUACGAGUCUUCGACGACCUCUAUGAAAGCACAAAGUUUCUCAGCCGAAACAAUAACAUUCCAAUCAUCAAUCACCAACUCAGGUUUCUCGAGUCAGUCGCGAUCGGAUCUUUGCUCACCAGAUUUAGCGCUACAACAGAGGCAGACAACCACAACAGAAAAUUUGAGUAAGCAGAAUUCCCUUAGAUACAAUUCAAAAUCUUCUGAAAAGGAAGAAUUUUUUGAAAAAUCAACAAAAAUUAGCGGCAAAAUUUAUCGCGCGCGCAUUGCCAAAAAUCCAAAAAAUAAUAUUUCCUUUACCCGGUAUUAUUAUUUAUUUAUUCAAUUAUUCUCUUACUUGGUUACUGCCAUUUUAUUUUCUUCAAUAAAUUCAAUUUCUCUUCAUGUUUGGCUUAAAAAUCUUUGUCGGACUUUGACUGCUAAAGCAAGAUUUGUUUCACCUACUUCCUUCACCAUUUUUGUUUUCUUUCUUAUGUUUACUGAAACAUUUUCUACUCCUGCAAUGAAUCAACAAAGUGGCAGUCAUUCAUUUUUCCCCCAAUCGCCUUGGGGUGGUAGCCAAACAUAUUGGCCAGGUGGAAGUUUAAAUCAUAAUCAUCAUCAAUGGCCAUUACAACAAAAAAAUACACGAGAAAUUAUGCUUUCCGUAGUUAAAAAUAUUAGUGAGGCAACUUCUGUAGGAGAAAUUCUACUCAACUUUCGCGCAGAAGACAAAAGCUCUCCCACAUAUAAUUUAACAUAUCGAAUUAGCCGUGAAACAGAUCCAAAACGUCAAUUUUCCAUUGACCAGAACGGUGCACUUCGAGUGGCUCAAUUACUUGAUCGCGAAGACAUUCCUUACUAUGCAUUGCGUAUUGAGGCUUUUGAUCAGGCUGGCAAUAUUGGCGCGCAAUAUGUUGAUAUAUACUUGCAAGAUGAUAAUGAUAAUGCACCCAGAUUGGAAACUUUCCCAAAUCCUUGUAUUUUUAUGGAAAAUACACCACCUGAACAGCAAUCUGCAUGUGAAAUUAGAGCAACGGAUGAUGAUCUGGAAGAGAAUGGUCCGCCAUUUAACAUGAGUCUAGCUCCCGAUUUUCAAUUUCGUGAUUAUCUUGAUGUACAAUUUGAUCGAAGCGGUGAUGGAGGAAAAGGGGUUUUCUUCUUUUUAUGUAUUUUUCUAUUUUUUUUCUGUAAGGUUAUGCAUGUUCGCCCACUUAGAGAAUAUGACCGAGAAGAUCCAGAUUUACCUGAAAAACGUUUUACAAUUCCAAUUAUUGUUUCUGAUGCAAAAGGAAAGCAGCGACAACAAAAUGUUUACAUUGUGAUUGGAGAUUUGAAUGAUAAUUCAAUGAGUGAUGGACAUAUGGAUAUAUUUAUUUAUUCUUAUAAAGGACAAUUAAAGAAGACAGUAAUUGGUGUUCCUUUUGUUGAAGAUAAAGAUGAUUGGGAUAUUGGAGACAAAAGUUUUCAGUUGAUAAAAUCUGAGAAUCAAUAUUUCCAUUUACAGGAUAAACAGUUGGUAAUUGAUGCUGAUUUGUUAGAGGGAACAUAUGAAUUGGAGGUGAAAGUAGAAGAUAGAGUACGUUCAGAAAAGGCAACAUCGUUUAUUAAAGUUGUUGUCCGUCCAGUACCGGAAAUUGCUUUUGAAAAACAUGCAACAAUUCGAAUUGAAGUAGAUCCAUCUCAUUUACCAACAAUAACAUCACAAGAAGCAAUGGAGUUGGCUUCUUCAUUAAUUAGAGAAGAACAUGGAGAACCUUCGAGAAUUGAAUUGUUUCGACGUGAAAUGGAAACUUUAAGUCAAUCAAUUGUUGAAAUAAUUUCUUUAAAACCUGAUGAUCAAAUUUUACAACGUCUCUCUACAAAAGUUGUUGAUUUGCGUUUUACAGCACGUUUAAAUGAUGAAUAUUUGGAUCCAAUUUACUUACAUGGAUUAAUUCAAAGAAACAAGGAAAGAUUAUCCUCUGUUCUUCGUGCUAGAAUUCUUGCAAUUGGUGUAGAUAUGUGUAAAUGGACAACUUGUGAUAAUGGAUGUAGAACAGAAAAUAGAGUUGAUAAUGGAGGAGUUGUUAUUCAUGCUAAUAGAACAGUUAUUGUUGGAUUGAAUGCCUCAGCAACAGAUGUUUGUGAUUGUCCAGCAUUUAUACCUAAAAAUGAAUGUGAUAGAAAUGUUUGUUUUAAUGGAGGUGUUUGUCAUGAUACUCGGCCUGGAACUUUUUGUGAAUGUAGAAAUGCAGCACUUACUGGAUUUAGAUGUCAGGGAAAUACCCGAAGUUUUGAUGGACGUGGGUUUGCAUGGUUCAAACCAAUGCCAGCUUGUACUUCAUUAAAUAUUUCUUUAAGAUUUAUGACAAAGCAAGACGGUGUUAUUCUUUAUAAUGGCCCAAUGGGUGAUCCAAAACAAGAUAUACUUAAUUACAAUGAUUAUUUACUUAUUUACAUUGAACAAGGAAUGUUACAUGCUGUUUUACAAUUUAAUGGAAAAGAACCGGUUGAUCUUUUUAUUGAACAAAUGGUAGCUGAUGGACGUUUUCAUCGUUUUACUCUUACUCAACAACAUAAAAAACUUAGAUUAGUGUUGGAUGAUUGUACUUCUAUUGAUAGUUCUUCAUCAUCAAAAUUAAAUCAAAAAGUUUCUAAUAAUAAUUGUAUGAUGGCAAAAGAUGCACCUGAUGAUGAUGAAAGAUUAAAUAUAGCUACACCUUUACAAUUAGGAGGACUUGCUUCACUUGGUGGUGCUUUAGAAGAAUAUCCUAGAGCAGUACGUGCACACGCGUUGGCUAAUUUUGUUGGAUGUACUCGUGAACUUGUAGUUAAUUUUGAUCAUUAUGAUCUUUACCGGCCUGUUUAUGUUGAACAAAGUGUUCCUGGAUGUUCACUUUUUUGGGGUUCUGCCUGUUCAACUUCUGAAGGUGGAAAUGUCGAUUCUUCACAAAAUGUUAAUAUUCCUCUUUCCAAUUCUUUGGAAUCGAGUGGAGGAGGAGUUUCAAUUACUAGUGGUGGAAAUUUUUGUUAUGGACAUGGUGAAUGUAUUGUUGCCAAAUGUGAAUGCGAACCUGGAUGGGAAGGUGAACGUUGUGAACGUCCAAUUGAUUGGGUUGAAUUUACAACGCGUGAUGCUCUUCUUAAAUUUCUUUUACAAGUAGAACCGCCUUAUAAGGAUUCUCGUCUUCGUUUACUUUUUUUACCUGGUUCUUCAGCUAACGGACAAUUAGCUUCUGCACUUAGUCAAUCUGGACCAACAGCAUCAAUGCCUACUUUUGAUUUAACUCCACAACCAAUUAAUGGUCAAUCAAUGCCUGUAGAAUUGGAAUUGCCUGAACCUAAACUUAAUCAUUCAGUGCCAUAUUUUAUAGAUUUUAGAAGAACUCCUUCAAGUGCUCAUCUUUCAAUUGAUGGACAAUAUAGCAUUCAAAAAGAAUUAGAUCCCGACCGGGAUGGUCUUCUAUUUGUUCCCAAACAUUUAUAUGCUGGCAAUCAACCAGGAUCUAAUGGAUUUCUUGGAUGUUUAGGAAAAUUUUAUUAUAAUUCUAUUGGAAUGAAUCUUCGAUUAAAUAACAAUAAUGAACAAAGAAUUGAACAAAAUAAUAUAUUUUCAAAUAAUGAAAUGGUUCAAAACAAUAAUGGGGAUACAACAGCAAUGGAAGAUUCUCGGUUUCGUCGUAAUCGAUUACAUUUACCCAUUAGACACAAAAGAUAUCAAAAUAAUGAUCAAGGAAUUGUUCGUUUAGAAGCUAUGAAGGGAGUUGUUCAAGGAUGUUCUCAGUUAGCAACAUGUGACAAAUUGGGUCCUCGAUUCUGUCCUAUUGGUCAAGUUUGUAUGGAUACCUGGAAAGGAGCAUUCUGUGUUUGUUCUGAAGGCAAUCAUGCUACUUUGGAUGCAAAUGGUCGUUUAUCUCGUUGUAAUCAACAUGAAGCUGUGGCAAGUCUCGGAAUAAGUAAUCCUGCAAUGCUUUUAAUUCUUUGUUCUUUAGCUACACUUAUUUUAAUUCUUCUUUUAAUGGUUGUUUAUACAAGAAGACAAAGACCAAUUUUUGAAUCUGUAAGACCUGAAGAAAUGAAACCAGACAGUUUACGGCCGUAUGAUGUUGAAGGUGGUGGAGAAGCUGACAAUACCAGACAUAAUCUUUCAAAUCUUCGAAAACCAGUUAUGCCAUUAGAUAGCAAUGGAGGGAUUGGUGGUGGAGGAACAAAUAAUGGAGCUAAAAUAUAUCCUAAUGGAGGACGCUCACCUAUUGAUGAUGGAUUAAAUGCACAUGUAAAUGAUCUAGAGACGGAUCCAAAUAUUGGACCUUAUGAUGAAUUAAGAAUGUAUAAUGUUGAAGGUGAUACUCAAUCAACGCUUUCGUUGGAAUCGCUUGAUUCGGCUCGCAUUCCAAAUACAAAUAAUAGAACAUCACAAAUGACAGCUGAUCAAAACGAAGGGCCACCGGCUCGCUGGCCUUCAAAUGAAUCAGCUGGAACUGAAACAUCAUUUGUUCGUUAA